Clupea harengus (Atlantic herring) is the source of this 1604-nucleotide messenger RNA. It is a transcript of the gene emp1b, whose product is annotated as epithelial membrane protein 2. Gene Ontology annotation, cellular component: plasma membrane. The transcript has 5 exons. The record is from RefSeq and is a predicted model, not a curated record. Lineage: Eukaryota; Metazoa; Chordata; Actinopteri; Clupeiformes; Clupeidae. The coding region runs from base 139 to 624 and encodes 161 amino acids.
CUUAGAAUGCUUUCCAGGACAACAGUGGUAAACAGAGUCGGCUUUACAGACAGAAAAUGUUAGGGGAAAUUAAGUGGUCCAGUCCCUGAUAAUGAAAUGGUGAUGUGUUAUAGAUGAAUUAAUUUACAAGGAGUCACAAUGUUGGCACUCCUUGGUGGAAUCUUCCUCCUUCAUCUCACUGGCAUCAUCCUCCUCCUUGCGGCGACCAUUAACAAUGCCUGGUGGGUCUCAGACACUUUGUCCACUGAUAUCUGGGCUCGCUGGGUGUGGGUCAAUGGAGCAUGGAACUACACUGACCUCCCUAAUAUCCACACGUACAGUGAAGAGUACCUCCAGGCAGUGCAGGCAAGUUCGGUGCUGGCCUGCAUCUUCUCCAUCCUGGGCCUCUUUGUGUUUGUAGGCCAGCUUUUCACCCUCUCCAAGGGAAAGAGGUUCGCCUUCUCUGGCAUCUUCCAGCUCCUAGCCUGCCUGUGCAUUAUGAUCGCAGCCUCCAUCUACACAGACAGGUUCCACAAGAAUGAGGAUGGUUGGCACGGCGCCUCUUUCAUCCUGGCCUGGAUCUCCUUCGUCAUCACCUUCAUCUCCUGUGUAAUCUACUUUGUGCUGCGCAAGAAGACGGCGUGAGCAUCAGCCCAUGAAGUGUAGACCUAACAAAUGAUGAAGCUUUAUGUUGUUUGAUUUCGUUCCUCGAUGUGCGGGGGUUUUUUUUGUAUACAUGUAGAGUUGGAUAUAGAGGUGGGGGAUUUGAAAAGGGUGUAUUUUUAUACUUCAUCCUCCUUUUUUUCCACCAUGUCAUUUGAUUAAUGUAUUAAUUAUUUCAAAGUUAAUACAAUUUUAAUAGCAUUCAUAGAUUUGCCAGAGCAGGCGCGAUGGGGGGAGAGAGAUUAAGGGAGAGAAAAACAGAGAAGGAAAGCGAGAAACAUAUUAUUAAGCCAGGGAUGCAUCAAUUCAGACGUUCUCAAGCUAUUAUCGCAUCCUGCAAACAUUUGAUUGAUUUUUCAAUUAUUGCCCCAAAUAAAACCAAGUCAAGCCACACUAAGCCCCGCAGGAAAACAAACAGAAGACUCUCUUGAGUGUGGAGAAUAUAAUUCAGUUUUAGAUCGGCAGGAGUCCCUGAGUCUCCCCGCUUAGUGACUCACAGCACCCAACAAUACUGACACUAUGGGACCAGGCCACAGGGUAGCCCUCUGUGGCACCGUAUGAGCAACUCAAUAUAUAUAUGCACAAAUAACACAACAACACAUGUAAUAUUAUAUGAUAAUAAUGGUAUACGUAACGUUAAUACUAACCUCAGAUUCAGAAACUGGAUAGGUCAACCUGCGAGGUGUUUUAGGUUAAGCUUCUGAUAAAAAAAAGCUCUGUGUUAUUCGUUUUUGUAAAUGAGGUAUUGAGUGAUGGGUGAGGUGAGGAUCACUGUCAGGAGGUACUGUGUGAGCCUUGUUUACUUGACCUUAGUCACGUGCCUCCGCUUACAGCACUCUGACUCAUGUGUACAUAUGAAUACGUUUGAUUUCUUGUUUUUAGCAUUGAAUACCUAAUACACACUUUUGUGAUUUUUGUGUCAUGAGAAAAAUGAUUUGUAUUAAAGCUUGAUUCCUUUUGGA